Molecule: messenger RNA, 3846 nt
Organism: Theileria annulata
Lineage: Eukaryota; Apicomplexa; Aconoidasida; Piroplasmida; Theileriidae
Product: importin-like protein, putative
Exons: 2
Coding region: 1-3846 (1281 amino acids)
Biological process (GO): protein export from nucleus; ribosomal large subunit export from nucleus; ribosomal small subunit export from nucleus
Cellular component (GO): nucleus; cytoplasm
Molecular function (GO): nuclear export signal receptor activity; small GTPase binding
Source: RefSeq, a predicted model, not a curated record
AUGAGUUCUAACCUAACAGAUCCGUUGGUAUUGCUCGACACCUCAAGGCCAUUCGAUGAGGCCAUGGUCCCCUUACUAGAUUCCGUCAUAAUAUCCAUGUUUGACGGAACCAAUGUAGAGAAUAGAGAAACAGCACAUCGAAUUUUAGAGCAGUUCAAGAAACUCCCAGACUCAUGGAAACAUGUAGCACUGAUUUUGUCUAAAUCAAACAACUCCAAUACAAAAUUCUACGCACUGCAAGUACUAGAAAUAUGCAUCGAAACCAGAUGGAAUAUACUGCCAGAUACAGAAAAGGCAGGAAUAAAACAGUACGUGUCCGAACUGGUAAUCAAGCUGUGCAUGGAUGAAGAAGUAUGCAGAAAUGAAAGACACUUCUUAACGAAAGUUAACGAAUGCCUCAUACAAGUAGUAAAAAGAGAAUGGCCAGAUAGAUGGCCGAACUUCAUAUCAGAGAUAUGCAAAGCAUCGCAAGUCUCGCAGAACAUCUGCGAAAAUAAUAUGAGACUCCUUAACAUGCUAAGCGAAGAAAUAUUCGAUUUCGGAGAAGAUUCAAUGCAAAGCAAGAGAGUACAGAAGUUAGUAUCUAGAAUGACGUCGGAAUUUAGAGAAAUUUUCGAGCUUUGCAUAUUCGUACUCAACAGCUUCAUUUCAAACCCGAACAUGGUUAAUAAUACGUUGGUCAAGCAGACAUUGGUGUGUCUGUCGCAUUUCCUUAAGUGGAUCCCGUACGGAUACAUUUUUGAAUCUUACCCUCACGGAGAAGGCUCAGUGGUUUUGCUGGACUUAUUAUUGGACCACUUCUGGGAUCCAAUGCAGUACAGAGUUGAGUGUACAAAAUGUCUGAAUGAAGUGGCAUCACUCACACUGACCAAUAACGAACUUCAGGCAUUUUCGCACAGAAUAAUGUCACUCUGGCCAAAGGUGGUUCAGAAGGUGUCGACACUGCCGCCAGAGUCGUUCCAGUACGACAACGCGAAAAUACCACCAUCAAUGCUGUUGUUUUGGGAAACAUUUUAUACACAGCUCACGCUGUUCCUGACGAACCUGCUGAAAAACUUCAGAGAGACGGUUUUGGAAAAAAUACCAAGUAACAGAGACUCGCUCCUGUUCGUGUUGGAAAAGCUAGUAACCAUAACAACGAUCAACCACGAAGAAACCUUUAAGAUUGCGUUGGAUUUCUGGCAUUAUUUCUCAAACCAACUUCUGAGAGAGCUUAAGGAGUACGAAAGAAGAAACCUGCCAAUCAGAGACACUAACGACCCCAACUACAUGGUCAUCAACGCUAUUAACCAGAUUGACCUGAACACGUCACCGGAGUUGAUGAGACUAAGACUGUACAAGCCGAUCCUGAUACAAGUUCAGAAGGUUAUGAUCAAUCGCAUGGCAAAGCCGCAAGAGGUAUACAUUAUGUACGACGCAGACUCAGGAGAAGUGGUAAGAGAAUAUAACCCAAACACGGCGGAAAUUGCAUUAUAUAACAAAAUGAAAAACACACAAAUCAUACUGACAACAAUGCUCCAGGAAGAUUCAGAAAAUAUCAUGAAGGCCUUCUUGGAUAAAGAAAUGGAUCAAGCAAACGUAGGAGGAAAUGAACCGUGGGACCCAACGACCCUAAACAGACUGUGCUAUUCAGUGGGAUCGAUUACAGGAAGCAUGGAGGAGCCAGUUGAAAAGAGGUUUCUGGUUGUAGUGAUAAAGUGUCUGCUUAACAUAUGUGAAAUUAAAAACGAAAUCUCGAGCAAGGCAAUAGUGGCAUCAAACAUAAUGUAUGUCGUGGGACAGUACCCGAGCUUUUUGAAGACGAACUGGAGGUUCCUGAACACAGUGCUCAACAAACUCUUCGAGUUCAUGAGGGAAACCUUCCCAGGAGUCCAGCAGAUGGCAUGCGAAACCUUUCUCAAAAUAACAAACAGCUGCAGAAAAGUUAUAGGAAGCCAGUCAGUAGAUGGAAGAUUAUACGUGGAUGAGUUAAUAUCAACAGUUGGAAAUUUAGAGACUGUGCUUGACGAUAAGUUGAUACUUUAUUACUACGAGUCAGUAGGGAAUGUAAUAAGCACACUGGAGCAAAAUCUUAAAAUCGCAAAAAUAUCGAGCCUAAUGGAGUUGUCAAACAACAGACUGUUCCAAAUCUACUCCAAAUUCCUGAUUGGAGUCUCAGUGGAAAUGGUGGAUAACAUGGAGAAGUUUAAAUCGUAUAUAGACCGCUACGGAGAAGAUUUGUUUGGAGUAGAAGUGGCAAGAACAGUAAUACAAAUAUUGAGAAUAAAUAACAGAGUCUGUAAAGCAGUAGGGUUCGCCUUUACGAAACAGUUCAAUAAAAUAUUCAAUACAUUGAUGGUCCUAUAUCAUCUGUACAGCAAGUAUAUACAAAUCAGUGUCGCCACGGGAGGAACCGCAACAAUAAAACACCUGGCAGUUAACACUCUGUUUUUGGCAAGAAGAGCAAUAAUUCACCUCUCCGAAACAUACAUAGUAAACGUGCCAAACAAAUUGAACCAGACCAACACACAAUAUACAGGAUUAAGCUCAAAUGUAAACAGAAGUAGGUAUCGCACACAAAUGGACCAGAAUAAAACCUCAACCCCAGUCUCCUCAACAAGUUAUAACGACAACCUAGAAGAUAGUUAUUGCUAUUUUAUCGAAGAUAAGUCGGAGAAUACGAAUAAAAUGCAAGAAAAAAAAUUUAAUUUCUUCAAGUUCGGACCUAAUGGAACACAAGAACUUACAAUGGAUGGAUGUAACCAGACUGACUCGACUAACGAUUCGAGUCUUGAUUUAGGUGGACAAAAUGGAAGUUGGUCUGAUAGUGAAAUGAUAGUGACUUUGUUGGAUAACUUGGUAGCUGUGAUGAUGGGCGACUACAGAGAUUCUGUUUUCGAAACCAGAGACUAUGAGAUACUCUCAUUGAGCACUAAAAUCAUCGAACGACUCGCCUCAAACUACCCUUCCGUGCUCAUCCAGAUAUUCAACUACGUGUUCGACACGAGUUUGGACAUGGUUAAGAUGGAUUUUCAUGCAUAUCCAGACCAUAGAGAAUAUUUUUAUGAAAUGCUACAUAAAGCAACCAAGUGUUCAUUCGAUUCAGUACUAUUACUUCCGAACGAAAGGUUGAGAGAUUUUGUAAUGUCCCUAGUGUGGGCAUUCAAACAUGAGCAUCCAUCAAUUGCGGAUCGUGGACUAUUAAUUACCCUAGAAUUCAUGAAAAAUAUUAUUGCUAAAGGGUCGGUUGUUCUUCACCAAUUCUGUUUAACAUUCUACUACUUAUUGCUGACCGAGAUCUUGGGAGUCUUGACGGACACCUUACAUAAGUCAGGAUUCAGACUUCAAACACAAAUACUCAAAAUUCUGAUAAAAAUCGUGGCAAACGGACUAGUGGAUGACCCAAGUAAGGAGUUGACGAAGCUUGGAGUCAUGAGGUUCCUAGUGGAUCUUCUAACCAGAAGCUUUCAAUCACUUAAUAAUAAACAGAUUGAAGCGUUCGUGGUGGACCUGUUCAAUUACUCAGUGGAUUCAAUGCAAGCAAGCCCAGGAUCAAUGUCCUCGGGAAUGGGAACAACGCAAUUCUUCGAAAGCGACUAUAACUACGUUAACGUGUACGAAAAUCCCACAAUAAGCGGAGUACUAAACACAACUAACGUAAAGGAGGAAAAGGAAAAAGAUAAGGAUAUAAGGUUCCAAACACAUGUUAGGGACUUUUUAUUGUCACUGAAAGAGUUUGCAGGCUGCACGGAGGAAUUCCAAGCAAUAUUCGAGAAGGACCGUGAAGAAGCAAUUGAAAGAGCAAGACAACUAGGGUAUACAAACUCAAACAACAUCAUGUAUACUAAGGAAGUCAACCUGAACUAA